AUGGAACUAGCGGGUGCCUCCUCUCCAAUCAAUUGCCAGUGGGAUUCCUAUGCUCCUUGGUCAGAAUGCGAUGGCUGUACCAAGACUCAGACUCGAAGGCGGUCGAUUGCUGUUUAUGGUCAGUAUGGAGGCCUACCUUGCGUUGGAAGUGCUUUUGAAACACAAUCCUGUGAACCUACUCGAGGAUGCCCAGUAGAAGAGGGAUGUGGAGAGCGUUUCAGGUGUUCUUCAGGUCAGUGCAUCAGCAGAUCUUUGGUUUGCAAUGGGGACUCUGACUGUGAGGAAGAUAGUUCUGAUGAAGACAGAUGUGAAGGCUCAGAAAACAGACCUUCUUGUGACAUUGAUAAACCUCCUCCAAACGUGGAAUUAACCGGAAAUGGUUACAAUGCACUCACUGGCAAGUUUAGGAACCGAGUCAUCAACACAAAAAGUUUUGGUGGUCAGUGCAGAAAGGUGUUUAGUGGAGACGGGAGAGAUUUCUACCGACUGAGUGGCAAUGUCCUCUCCUAUACGUUCCAGGUGAAAGUAAAUAAUGAUUUUAAUUAUGAAUUUUACAAUAGCAGUUGGUCGUAUGUACACCAUAUGUCGACAAUACACACAUCAUCUCGUAGGAAGAAAUCCUUUUUCAGAUCUUCAUCAUCUGAUUCGUACAGUCAUACUUCAACUAACCGUGAAAUUCAUACAAAAAAGAGUUAUCAAUUGAUGGUUAUUCAGAACACUGUGGAAGUGGCUCAAUUCAUCAAUAACAAUCCGGAAUUUUUGCACCUUGCUGAGACAUUCUGGAAGGAACUCUCCCACCUCCCCUCUCUCUAUGAUUACAGCGCCUACCGAAGACUAAUUGAUCAGUAUGGGACUCAUUAUUUGCAGUCUGGAUCCUUAGGAGGAGAAUACAAAUUUCUAUUUUAUGUGGACUCAGAAAAAAUGAAAAAAAAUGGUUAUAGUUCAGUAGAUAUGACGGAAUGUGCUUCCUCAGGUUUCAAUUUUUUCAUUGUGAAAACAUCAAGCAGCAAAUGCAAGGACCUGGAAGAAGCCUUAAAAUUGGCUGCAGGAACCCAGAACAAUGUGUUGCGAGGGGACCCAUUUGUCAGAGGGGGAAGUUCAGGCUUUGUAGCUGGCCUUAGUUUCCUAGAGGUGGACAAUCCCUCUGGAAACAAAGGGCGAUAUUCUGCCUGGGCAGGAUCUGUGACUAAUCUUCCCCAAGUCAUAAAACAAAAGCUGACACCUCUGUAUGAGCUGGUAAAGGAAAUGCCCUGUGCCUCCGUGAAAAGACUUUACCUGAAACGGGCUUUGGAGGAGUACGUGGAUGAAUUUGACCCCUGCCAUUGCCGGCCGUGUCAAAAUGGUGGCCUGGCCACUGUUGAGGGGACCCAGUGUCAGUGCCAUUGCAAACCAUACACGUUUGGUGUGGCGUGUGAGCAAGGAGUCCUCGUAGGGAAUCGGGCAGGAGGGGUUGAUGGAGGUUGGAGUUGCUGGUCCCCUUGGGGCCCCUGUGUUGAGGGGAAGAAAACAAGGAGCCGAGAAUGCAAUAACCCGCCUCCCAGUGGGGGAGGGCAAUCCUGUAUUGGAGAAACAUCGGAAAGCAGGCAAUGCGAAGACGAGGAGUUGGAGCACUUUCGAUUACUUGAACCACAUUGUUUUCCUUUGUCUUUGGUUCCAACAGAAUUUUGUCCAUCACCCCCUGCCUUGAAAGACGGAUUUGUUCAAAGUGAAGGUGCCAAGUUUCCUGUUGGGAAAAACAUAGUGUACACUUGUAAUGAAGGCUAUUCUCUUAUUGGAGACCCUGUUGCCAGAUGUGGAGAAGAUUUAAAGUGGCUUGUUGGAGAAAUGCAUUGUCAGAAAAUAGCCUGUGUCCUACCUGCACUGAAGGAUGGUAUGCAGAGCCAUCCCCACAAGCUCUUCUACGCAGUGGGUGAGAAGGUGACACUUUCCUGUCCAGGUGGCAUGUCCUUAGAAGGUCCUUCAGUCUUUCUCUGUGGCUCUAGCCUUAAGUGGAGUCCUGAGAUGAAGAAUGUCCAGUGUGUGCGAAAAGGAGCCCAUAUGACACAGGCAGUGCCUGUAUGUCAGCGAUGGGAGAAACUGCAGGAUUCAAGAUGCGUUUGUAAAAUGCCAUACGAAUGUGGAUCCUCCUUGGACGUAUGUGCUCAAGAUGAGAGAAGUAAAAGAACCCUGUCUCUGACGGUUUGCAAGAUGCAUGUUCUUGCCUGUCGGGGUAGAAAUUACACCCUUGCCGGCAGGGAGAGCUGUACUCUGCCUGCUGCAACCGAGAAAGCUUGUGGUGUGUGUUCACUAUGGGAAAGCUGUGAUGCUCAGCUGAGCAAAUGUGUCUGCCGAGAAGCUUCGGAGUGCGAGGCAGAAGGGUUUAGCGUUUGUGUGAACGUGAACGGCCAGGAGCAGACGAUGACGGAGUGUGAGGCUGGGGCGCUGAGGUGCCGGGGCCAGAGUGUCUCCAUCACCAGCAUCAUGCCCUGCGCGGCGUAAACCCAGCAGCCAGCUGUGGCCGGAUUCAAGCAUGCGCGUGACCUUUUACUUUCAGACAACCUUCCCAGCACAAGGUGCAUUCUGCUGCUCAGCUUCCAGCCAUGUGUGUAA
Molecule: messenger RNA, 2589 nt
Organism: Loxodonta africana (African savanna elephant)
Lineage: Eukaryota; Metazoa; Chordata; Mammalia; Proboscidea; Elephantidae
Gene: C7
Product: complement C7
Exons: 17
Biological process (GO): complement activation
Cellular component (GO): membrane attack complex
Molecular function (GO): protein binding
Source: RefSeq, a predicted model, not a curated record